AUGGUCUCUUUGAAGAAAAAGUUCCUAAAAUCCGACAAGGUAAAUAUCCAAUAUGAGGAUGCAUACAAUGAUGAGAAGGUAAAUAUCCAAGAUGAAGAUGCAUACAACGACGACAAGGUAGUGAGUGCCAGUUCAGAGAUUGAAAGUAUUCAACUAAAAGACGUCUUACCGGAUUAUGAUGGUAAAAGUUUUUGGCAGGUGCCACAUCUUAGAAGAUUGACAUUAGUUAUUUUCAUUAUAUCAAUUGCAUCAACAAAUAAUGGCUACGAUGGUAGUUUAUUCAAUGGUUUGUUUGCCGAAGAUAAAUUCAUGAAUGUUAUCGGUAAUGUCCGUGGAGUUGUUCAAGGUGCUUUGAGUAGCGGGUAUCCAUGUGGCGCAUUUAUAGCUUCAUUUUUCGUCUCGUACUUUUUAGACAAAAAAGGCAGAAAAUGGUGCAUUGUAGCAGGAAAUCUUACAAUGCUGUUUGGUAUUAUAUUGCAAACUUGCUCAGGAGCUUGGAUCGCACCACCAGAUGAAAUGCCCGGGUACACUAAGAGAGAUGUAUUUGGCAUGAUGUUAUGUGCCAGAGUUUUCUGUGGCAUUGGAGUUGUGUUCUUAGCAAUAGCCUCUCCCGCAUUGAUAUCAGAGUUGUCGUACCCAACAUACAGGACCUUUUGCACCUCAAUGUUUAACACCUACUGGUUUUUGGGUGCAAUUUUCUCAUCUUGGUGUGUUUAUUUGCUAAGAAAUACAAAGAGUCAUUGGAGUUGGAGAUUGCCUACCUUAUUGCAAGGCAUAUUCCCUAUAAUACAGCUGGCUCUAACUGCUUUUAUCCCAGAAUCACCUAGAUUUCUAGUGGGACAGGGUAAGAUUGAAGAAGCACGUGCGCUGCUUUUAUAUCACCACGCUGGCAACAAUGAAGAAGUAGGAGGCGCCCUUGUGGAUUAUGAAUUGACCGAAAUUCAACUUGCAAUUGAGCAAGAAAGAUAUUUUGCACAAUCCAGCUCGUACUUUGAUUUUGUCAGAACAAUUCCAAACAAAAAGAGAUUAUGGACUCUAAUCUGGAUGGCCAUUGUGAUGCAAUUAUCUGGUGUCGGUCUAGUGAGUUUCUACAUGGGUAAGGUCUUGGAUACGCUUGGUUACAGAAAAGAAGAUGAAAAAUUGCUUUACAAUGCAAUUAUAUCUUUCUAUAACUUUGGUACUGCAACUUUUCUAUCAUUGUGCGUUGUAAGUAGAUUUAGAAGAAGAUCCGUGCUGCUCACAGCAAUUGCGGGCAUGCUUUUGUCUUUCAUUGUUUGGACAGUCCUCGCUGGUGUCGGGAAUGCCACCGAUUUUAGAAACAAAUCAUUGGGGACUGCAGUUUUGGUCAUAAUCUAUGUUUUCUCUUUCUUCUCCAACAUGGGUACGUGUGGCUUCCCACAUUUGUAUGUUACUGAGAUACUGCCAUUUUCCUUGAGAGCCAAAGGAAUGAAUAUUUUCUGUAUUUCACAGACUAUUGUAACAUUGUUUAACGGUUUUGUCAAUCCAUUAGCAAUAGAAGCAAUUGGUUGGAAAUAUUACAUCUGUUAUGUGUGCAUUGGUAUCGUUAAUCUAACAGUUGUUUAUUUCACUUUUGUAGAAACAUCGGGCAGAACUUUGGAAGAAGUUGCUGAAGUUUUUGGCGACGGUCAAACCUCCAAAAUAACAAUGAAAGGGGGUGUAAUCAAUGUUAUUGGACAUGAAAAGAAACCAGAGUCGUUGUAUAAGUCAAAUGUAUAG
Eremothecium sinecaudum is the source of this 1737-nucleotide messenger RNA. RefSeq names its product HHR257Wp. Gene Ontology annotation, cellular component: membrane. The transcript has a single exon. Lineage: Eukaryota; Fungi; Ascomycota; Saccharomycetes; Saccharomycetales; Saccharomycetaceae. Gene Ontology annotation, biological process: transmembrane transport; carbohydrate transport. The record is from RefSeq and is a predicted model, not a curated record. The coding region runs from base 1 to 1737 and encodes 578 amino acids. Gene Ontology annotation, molecular function: carbohydrate:proton symporter activity.